AUGUAACAUUUAGUCACGAAGUUUUGGUUUUGUUUGUACAGAUCGUACUUGAUGUCAACUUGAUUUUCCGGUUUUUAUAUUGUGAUCAAAUUACUUAUAUAUUUUACGACACGUGUCAUUUUUUUGGCUCGGACAUGUUUUCGAUAGAUCAAUAAACGAAUUCAAAUUUACGACUGUAGUUACGAGUUCAUAACACUGGGUUAUUGGGAGUUCGAGUUAUCAGUAGAUGGCAAUAAAUAAACUGAGACGAGGUUUCCCUCGAUGAAAACAUCGAGUUUCACGUGAAUACAAAACUGUCUCCCUCAGGACGAGUAAUUUUGUGUAAUGAUGUAGCCACUGCCCAUGACCUGAAGGAAUGAAUAGCCUGUUCCAGGCUCUCGGUCAGUGGGGUGGAACAGGCUAAGGAAUGAAACACGUGUAAGCAAGGGUUGUAAGUGUGAGUUAGCGAGAGGCUCGAGUUAUCGAGGGUUCGAGUUACCGAGAGUAAAAUUGCACACUUACACGGCACUGACAUAAGUAUUAGAGGGCGAUUAGGAACGCCAUAGUUUGAUCUUCGCUAAUGAUAAGCCUGCGUAUAGACAGUUUCAUCAGUCGUCUACCGUCAUCCUGCAUUCUGUGCGAAACGGGUCGAAAGAACUAGUUGAUGCCUGCAAAGAUUAGCCGAUACCUAAACAAAGGAAAACGAUUCUUGUUGACUAGAACGCCAUGAUUUCCACGGCACUCGUCAGGAUCUUUGCAUUCUAUGUCUACUUGCCUCUGGUAACGUCAGUAACAGUGUCUACAGUGUACGGUGAUGUCGAAGGUCUUGUGACUUCGUACCCGAAUGCCUCGGGUCCGUUCAAGUCUAUCAGUAAAUUUCUUGGCGUUCCUUUCGCCGCUCCGCCGGUUGGAGAGCUCAGACUAAAAGCGCCAGAAGCACCACAAGAGUGGAAACCGAAAGUUCUCCAAGCAAAGGAACACGGGCACGUUUGUUGGCAAGGAAAGUACAAAGUGCAGAUGAUAAAAUACUUCAAUCCAAAUUUCUCGUUCAACGAGGAUUGUUUGUACCUUGAUGUCUACUCUCCGAAUGUUAGUGCGAGUUUACCUGUGAUGGUUUACAUUCAUGGUGGAUCUUACGAGUCGCCUCUAUCUAAGGGUCUCUUUCAACAAGCCAUUGCAGAGAGUGGUGUGGAUUUGAGCCCCUUUGCAAUUCAGCCGGUUUCCUUUGGACUCCGUUUUGCUAAAGAGCUUGCUCAAAACUUGGAUUGUACUACAAGCGACCACAGCGCAAUGGUUGCCUGUAUACGCAGUAAGAAAGGCGAGGAAAUACAGAAUGCUUCCAACUCGAUAACUUAUCAGUUCUAUGAAUAUUUGCGCUGGGCGCCAGUGGUAGACAAGAAUUUUCUUCUCGAUACGCCUCAGAAUUUACGAAAUAAAGGAGAUUUUAAGAAAGUGAAGUUGAUGAUCAGUUUUAACAGUCAGGAGGGAGGGACAACUCUUGGAUUCAUGGCGAACUCGUCUUUUGGGAUGGCGGAAAGUGUGGACGAUGGAGUGAGUCCGUCAUUUUUCGAGGAAUUUUUAACAAAGCUUGUCCGCGCCCGGAACAGCAGAAAAGACAACGCCGACCUUAUCGCGGAGGCUUUGCAGUUUAUGUACACACCAUGGCCUGACAAAAACGACAAAUACGCACUGAGAAGCCAACUAUUGGACCUCAUCGGUGAUUACAUUUACUUUGCACCAAGUCACGAGGUUGCUGAUAUUCAUAGCAAAGUCGCUCCCGUGUACAUGUACGAGUUCGCACAUCGCAGAACGAUAGGAAAUAAGAACAAGGAGUGGAUGGGAGUGAAAAUCAAGGAUUUAAGACACUUGCAACUUUUCUUAAACUCUUCCCUUAUUUCCCCAGAACACUAUAGCUCAUUAGCUAACAACUACGAAUACCUCUACCAAGAAACCUACGAAGAACUCAUCCCGCUCGUGUUGAAAUCUUUAGACUUGAAGCCCCAUCACGUUGUUGCUGACAUUGGUAGUGGAACAGGCUGGGUUGCCGAGACUAUCUUUGAAUCGUUCGGCCUAAAAAACCCGAUUUGGUGCGUGGAUCCUAGCGCAGAAAUGCAAGAACUAGCUCGCAAAAGGAAAGGGAUUUACCGGGUUCAGAAAACAGCGGAAGAAUUUUUUUCUGAUCCGAAAAUCAGCCAAUGUUUUGACAUGGUAAUAGCAAUAUUCAGUACACAUCACUUUGUCGAUCCCGCUGCUGCUUACAAAGGAAUAUUUCGUUCUCUUCGACCCGGUGGUACCUUUAUUCAAAUUCUCACGAUAAGUGAUGGUCAUCCCAAGUUCCAAGUGGCCGUCGAUAAAAUGAGCAUUCACUCUCAAAAAAUGAGCGAGACGAAGAAGUUCCUCCGUGGGAUUAAGUUUCAGGGAAAAUUCACCCAGAAAGAGGUCUGUUAUCCAUGGAGUGUGACAAAAUCCAAGUUGUAUGAGAUGUUUCGUUGUCGUUACAUGAGCAUGUUUCACCAGUUAAGCGAUGAACAAAUUGAAGAAGGAAUUAAAGAACUCGACAGCGAGACGUUGAAAGAUGUGAAGGAUAACGAACUCAUCAACUGUACCUAUGUGAUGCUCAUGACAAAAUUUGAACUUGAAUAGCGCUAAAUGUCAAUGUAAGAGAUAUAAAAAGUCGUAGACAUAUUCACUUGGUCGAAUUCCCGCUCGACAUCCACUGGACGUUUAAGAGGGGAGGGGGUAUUGCGUGUCAAUUUCAGACGUUAGUGCGGGACAUUUUUGACCAAAAGUAAAUGAUCUAUAGUGAAAAGAAAGUUUACUUUAUGUUUAGCCAGAACUGCAGACUGCAACAGUCCAAAAACGGACUGUUUUAACCUGGGUGCACUAUCGACAGACAGUUGAAAAAGACUUGUUGAGUAAAUUAAGGCUCAAGCAUGCUUGAAGUUAGUAGGAAUGGAUUUUAACUAGAAUACCGUUGGCAAUUAGGUGAAGGCAUUUUGAUUAAAAUCAUGACGGCCUCUUUACGCCUUGUACCGAUGAUUCAACUGGUCGUCUCUUAUCAAUGCCGCGGUCGAAUCAGAAAUAGAAAACGUAUAUUGCGAAAAACGUAAAAAAUACACGAGUUUGUAUUGAAAUGUGACGACUGCAUUCAGCAGUUAGAAAUAAGGAGAAAGAAAUUAAAAUACAGUUGAAAAAUCACCCUACCCUGCUUCCUUUGUGUAUUUGCUAUGUUGCUGUGCAGGCUUUUGGAGGCGCGGUGGCCUC
Molecule: messenger RNA, 3243 nt
Organism: Orbicella faveolata
Lineage: Eukaryota; Metazoa; Cnidaria; Anthozoa; Scleractinia; Merulinidae
Product: neuroligin-4, X-linked-like
Source: RefSeq, a predicted model, not a curated record